Anopheles maculipalpis is the source of this 842-nucleotide messenger RNA. RefSeq names its product serine protease SP24D-like. Gene Ontology annotation, molecular function: serine-type endopeptidase activity. The coding region runs from base 5 to 772 and encodes 255 amino acids. Lineage: Eukaryota; Metazoa; Arthropoda; Insecta; Diptera; Culicidae. The record is from RefSeq and is a predicted model, not a curated record. The transcript is spliced from 3 exons. Gene Ontology annotation, biological process: proteolysis.
CAAGAUGAGCUUCUUCGCAAGUUUCGUACUAUUGCUUUUGGGUGUUAGCAUUGCACACGGUGGUGUGUUGAGCCGUGUUGCUGAUGGAGCUGAUGCCAGUCGGGGUCAGUUCCCGUACCAAGUGGCGUUAACCAUGAAGCGCCAAACAUUGUGCGGAGGCGUUAUGGUACACGAACGAUUCUUCCUUACCGCUGCCCAUUGCUUCUUCAGUGACGGUGAACCACUACCUGUGGAGCAGCUGAACGUGUUCUAUGGAUCUGAAAAACUGUUCUCCAAUGGCAGAUAUAAUCGCAUCAAAACAGUUCACUUUCACGAUCAGUAUGAUCAUGGCGUCAAGUACGAUCUCGCUGUUGUGGAGGUGAGACGUAAGUUUGACUUUUCGCACACCUCCCGCCCGGUUGCAUUUGGGCAGGAAACGUUCGGCGAAAACUUACUGGCCACCGUCACUGGCUACGGGCGCAGUACAGUGGAAGGUAAUAUGGCGUUCCAGCUGAAAUAUGCCCAGCUAACCUCCAUGCCGGCUGAACAAUGCCGAGAGGCGAUGGGAGAUGAGUACUACGAAGGUGUCUUCUGUCUCGAUACGAGUGCCGGUGUUGGAUUCUGUUUGGGUGAUUACGGUGGUCCGGCCGUGUUUGAGGAUCAACUUGUCGGCGUUGGAAGCUUCACCGUUGGGGACAAGUGUGAAACAGGCCAGCCAGACGUGUUCGUCGACGUCGGGUACUUCAGCGAAUGGGUUCAGUCGGUACUCGAGGCAGAGCCAGCGGAACAGUGAUUCACUGAUGUUGAUAACCGUUUAUUCAUGUGUUUGCUCUUAUCAUGGACGCAACCUAACAUUAUAAUCU